UAAAAAACCCAGUGAAUAUAGAACCGUUACAUUCUGUACUGGCUUUAUUGGGCGAUGUCCAAAAAUGAAAGAAGACAAUUUUUCGUGAAAUACCGAUUUUGCAUUAUCUUAUCUCUUCACUUCUCUUAAAUAAAUAAAUAAAUAUUAAUUACCCAAAUAUUUAUCAACAAAAUACAUAUAUACAAAACCUGUACCUCCGGUUUUGCCUAGUAUAAUCUAACAACAAUGCUAUUACUAUAUGUAUACAUAUAGCCUAUGUAUCUAUAUAUAUAUCUAUAUUACUAAUUAUAACUUAAGCUAAGAAAAAAAUGGAGUAUGAGGAUCAAGAUGACCCGGGUGAGUCCGGGUCAGGACCCGGUUACAACGACUCACUCGGCAACUCCAACUCGACUCACCCGCCGACCAAAUUGCCCAGCCCUGUCGGCGAGGCGGCGGGCACGCCGCCGCCUCUCCGGAGGCAUCGCUACAAGGAGUGUUUGAAGAACCACGCCGUCGGCAUGGGCGGCCACGCCGUGGACGGCUGCGGAGAGUUCCUCCCGGCGGGUGAGGACGGCACCCUCGAAUCCCUCCGGUGCGCCGCCUGCAAUUGCCACCGCAAUUUCCACCGCAAGGAGAACGAGGGCGCCGCCGCCGCCGCCGCCGUAGGCGGCGGCGGCGCGUUCCCCCUCCACCAAUACCCUCACCACCAGCAGAUGUUCUUGACCCACCACCCACAUGGGCAUUUCGGCUACCGCGGCCCGACCGGGUACCUCCAGGUGGCGCCGCCGCGGGCGGCGGCGCCGCCGCCGCUGGCACUACCUUCCAGCUCCGGCGGUGGAGCUGGGAGCGGGUCGAGGGAUGAGAUGGAGGAGUACUACUCGAACCCGAGCAGCAGCGGCGGAGGCGGCGGCGCCGCCGCGAAGAAGAGGGCGAGGACGAAAUUCACGGCGGAGCAAAAGGAGAAGAUGCUGAACUUGGCGGAGAGAUUGGAGUGGAGAAUUCAGAAGCAGGAUGAAGAAAUGGUGCAGCAGUUGUGCGGGGAGAUGGGCAUAAAAAGGCACGUGCUGAAAGUGUGGAUGCACAACAACAAAGUCACUCUUGGUAAGAAAACCUAGGAUCUUGGUCGGAAAAUUAUUAAUUAUUAAUUAUUAAUUAUUGGGGGAAUUAAAUCUUUUGAUGUUGUUGUUGUUUAGUAAGUUUUUUUUGUUAUUAGAGUACAUGCAGAAUUGAAGAAGAAUUAAUUAAUUGAUUAGAGCAUUAUUAUUGUUUUGAAUUUGAAAUUUGAGAAUUUAGUUUGUUCGGAUUAAUAAUCUAUGUUAAAUUAGGGUUUCUUGAAAAAAGAAAAGGUUCUUCAUCUUCUCCAAAAUGUGGUUAGAGCAUUUAUUUCUGCAGAAAAGCAUAACUGUAUUGUAUGUGUUUUUUAUUGGUGUUGGUAGAUUUUGGAAGUCUGUGCUUUUAAUUUUCUGAUGAAUGAAUUGAAUUGACUUUUU
Erythranthe guttata (spotted monkey flower) is the source of this 1469-nucleotide messenger RNA. RefSeq names its product zinc-finger homeodomain protein 2. Gene Ontology annotation, cellular component: nucleus. Gene Ontology annotation, biological process: regulation of DNA-templated transcription; regulation of developmental process. Gene Ontology annotation, molecular function: transcription cis-regulatory region binding; DNA-binding transcription factor activity. NCBI's taxonomy places the organism in Eukaryota, Viridiplantae, Streptophyta, Magnoliopsida, Lamiales, Phrymaceae. The record is from RefSeq and is a predicted model, not a curated record.